Messenger RNA from Ilex paraguariensis (yerba mate), 309 nucleotides. The record is from the annotation of a GenBank genome assembly. NCBI's taxonomy places the organism in Eukaryota, Viridiplantae, Streptophyta, Magnoliopsida, Aquifoliales, Aquifoliaceae.
AUGGAGAUGAAGAUACAGACUUUGAAGACCAAGAAGACCACCGUGGACGACGCCUGUCAUGCAUUAGGUGGCGCUAGCAGAGUGCUGGGCAACGCCAGCGGCGGAGGCACGAGCAAGUUUAGCAGAGCCAAAGGCCUAGGUGUAGCUAGUUUGGCGAUGGGUGGCAAUUCGUGUGGGAUUAACAAGAAUGGGAAGAAUAGUAGGGGCCAUCUAGGCGAUGUCCUGGGCCUGGUUAGCAACGCCAAUGCAAGAGAAAGAGUAGUCGAUGCCAACUGUGAGUUGGGUCAACUGCACGCUGGGCGGAUCUAA